AUGGAGGUGGCCAUUAUGGUGGCGGUGGCGGCGCAGUGGUGGUGGCGUGGUGGCGUCGGCAGUGGUGAUAAUUCCACAUACUUGGUUCCUCGUUUAUCGAGAACAACGUCUGUGAUGGAAUUUCGAAUCAGGCUUUGGCGGUUGCGGUGGCGAAAGAGGAAAGCAAAAGGCAAAAAACAAAAACAAAGUGUGAGGACUUCAAUUCAAGAUCUUCCGAGUGACAUAUCUCUCAACAUCCUUAAAAGACUACCCAUCACAUCUCUCUUCUCCGUGAAAUCAGUGUGCAAGGCCGCCUACCAUUUGGCUAGCCAUCCUGAGCUCAUUCUUCAUCACCAUCAUCUCCACAAGAACCCUUACGGGCUCAUAAUUCGAGUUUUGUCCUCUUACAUCAACGAACCCUGCUAUACCAACCAAUUAUUUCUCGUCGAUAGUCGGAGAUGUUUGGCAGAAAUCAAUCAGCCGUGGAUGAAAGAGAAACACAAUCCUGGACCAAUGCUCUCCUGCCAUGGGUUGGUAUGUUUACUAUAUUACAAGAAGAAACUUUCCCCUUUACGUAAAUAUCGAGCUUGUUUGUUCAACCCGUUAACUGGUGAACAUAAGUUUUUACUUGAUCCUGGGCUACCAAGAGUACGGGAAUCAAGCCAUAAUGGCACUAUUGUUACAUCUGACCAAUAUUUUGGGUUCGGAUUCAAUGCAAUGACUCGCGAAUAUAAGUUGGUAAGAAUCGCAAAACUUUCAUAUGAGGAUGGUCGGACUUAUUUACAGGCGGAGGUGUUCACUCUAGGGAAAAAUGGUGGUCAAAUUUCUGAAAUCGACACCCCAUUUGUUUGUCCGUAUCAAUCAUCCGAUGUUGUGGUGGGUGGUGCAAUUCACUGGCUGUGCAAAGAUGAAAAUUCAACUGGGUAUGAUCGCAGGUCGAGAAAUAUCAUCCUUUCAUUCGAUUUGUUUGAAGAGAAAUUUCAUCAGAUCCCAAAACCGAAUUGCGAAGUUUGUGAAUUUGGCAAGAUAUCGGUGUUGGGAGGAUGCCUUGCCAUAACAGGUGGUUUUAGAGAAACGUGUAGGACACAUGAGGUUCAUAUAUGGGUGUUGAAGGAAUACGGUGUGAAGGAGUCAUGGAACAGAGACUUUGUGAUCGGGCAAGGUUGUAGAAGGCUUUAUCCGUUAUUUCUCUUAAAUAAUGGCGAGAUUGUAAUGUCUUGCGGGCCGAAAGCUUUAUGUUGUUAUGAGCCAAAAGGAGAUUUCUUCAGCUAUUCGGCUGAACUCGACCAGUCAAUUGUGGCGAUUUGCCAUGCCUGUAGUCUUGUUUCACCAUUUGGUCUCUAG
Rhododendron vialii is the source of this 1323-nucleotide messenger RNA. Its product is annotated as F-box protein At3g07870-like. Bases 1 to 1323 code for a protein of 440 amino acids. The record is from RefSeq and is a predicted model, not a curated record. NCBI's taxonomy places the organism in Eukaryota, Viridiplantae, Streptophyta, Magnoliopsida, Ericales, Ericaceae. Gene Ontology annotation, molecular function: protein binding. The transcript is spliced from 2 exons.